Messenger RNA from Perognathus longimembris pacificus (Pacific pocket mouse), 1303 nucleotides. RefSeq names its product methenyltetrahydrofolate synthetase domain containing (gene Mthfsd). The record is from RefSeq and is a predicted model, not a curated record. Lineage: Eukaryota; Metazoa; Chordata; Mammalia; Rodentia; Heteromyidae. The transcript is spliced from 8 exons. Bases 193 to 1074 code for a protein of 293 amino acids. Gene Ontology annotation, cellular component: cytoplasm.
UGCAGUGCAGGAAGCCAGGAUGAAGAAGGAACACAGCAUGCCUGUCCAGACUGGCCUGGAGACAUUUCCUAAGUUAGAAAAGACAGGGUCCAGCUACUCAGUCACACCGACACCAAGGAGCAGGGGCCAGGCUGGGGGCUCUUCCUGUGGCUCCAGCUAGCAGGGGAGCUCACGGGAGGAACUGUCGGGCUGAUGGCCCGGAGAGGGCCCACGAGGCGGGUGAGGGGGUCACUGUGGCAGCUCACACUUGAUCUGGGGUCAAAUGCACGUGGAAUUCCUUUUUCCUUUGUGAGUAAGCCACAGCCCUUCAUUACUACAGGUGUCUCCAAGCAGGACAUCCGGGAUCAGAUUUGGGACUUUAUGGAGGCACAGAAUUUAGCUGACUUCCCCCGGCCUGUCCACCACAGGAUCCCCAACUUCAAGGGUGCCCCCCGAGCUGCCGAGCACUUCCCCCGCUUGCCGCCCUUCAGAACCGCCAGGACCAUUAAAGUCAACCCUGACGCCCCCCAGAGAAGCGUCCGCUUCCUCGUCCUCCACAGUGGGAAGACGUUGCUGGUCCCCACGCCACGACUGAGAACCGGAUUGUUUAACAAGAUCACGCCACCGCCCGGGGCCACCACAGCCGUGUUGAGGAAAUGUGCCACCUCCCAGGGCGUGCGGGACUUCAGCGUGCCCGUCGGCCUGGACUCCAGCAUCCAGGUGGACCUCCUCGUGGUGGGCUCCGUGGCCGUCUCCGAGAAAGGCUGGAGGAUUGGGAAGGGCGAAGGCUAUGCGGAUCUCGAGUACGCCAUGAUGGCGUCGAUGGGCGCCGUCCGCGCGGGCACGCCCGUGGUCACCGUGGUCCAUGACUGCCAGGUCAUGGACAUCCCCGAAGCCCUGCUCGAGGACCACGACCUCUGCGUGGAUUACAUCCUCACCCCCACCCGGGUCAUCGUCACGGGCUGCGUGCGCCCGAAGCCGGCGGGGAUCACGUGGUCCAAGAUCACGAGUGAGAUGCUGGAGAAAAUCCCGGUGCUUCGAAGCCUCCGGGACCGAGAGAGGCGAGCGGGGAAGGACGUCUCCAUCCGGGCGUAGCUCACCCGGCACCCCCGCAGCCAGCAGGCCGCCCCGCCAGGCCGCGCCACAAGACCCCAAGAGGCCCCGCAGCCCCGGGCAGGUGAACCUGCCUCCAGCGCCCGCGCGAGGGACCUGGAGCGCCUCCCGGGGGAGCUGGGGUCCGGGCCUCCGCGGCGGACCCGGCAGGGCCCGCGGCACACGGCCGUCCUGCACUCCCCGGACCCCGCGGCCGCCCUGCGGGGCCCGC